GGGCCCACCCGCUCAGUGCGGCGUCUAACGGAGCAUUCAGGGGGAAGAGUUCGCGAGCGCCCUCUAGGUGAAUUGAAUGGGUAGGGACGGAAUCUCCUGUCACUGUUACGCUCGGCAAACCGGAAGCUGGCGUUGGAAAUGUUUGUGUUGUGACGAGGCGCCGGAUUUUAUGUUUUAAACUAGGCGAAAGCAUCGUGUUUUCUCCCACCGAGAGAGGUCAGAACCGCAUUUAAAUGCGAGUUAAGAGCUAAACAUUUUCAUGACGGGCUAAUCGUGUUAUAAAUGAGAACAGCAAAAGUAGCGCGAGAGUAAUGUCGACCAAAACAAACGCAAGUAAGACCAAAGACAGCGCCGAAGUUAUUAAAAACCACCAUAAGCAGGCGUUUGAGUAUAUAUCGAAGGCAUUGAAGAUCGAUGAAGAUGACACAGGAGAGAAGAAGGAGGCUGUGCAGUGGUACAAGAAAGGGAUUUCUGAGCUUGAAAGGGGUAUAUUAAUAGAGAUCUCGGGUCAAGGAGAGCAGUAUGACAGAGCAAAGAGACUUCAAGAUAAAAUGGUCAACAACCUAACCAUGGCAAAAGACAGGCUUGCCCUUUUAGAGGCAACACUGGCCUCUAAAAAGAGAAGUGACCCCCGGGAGACAUCAACUCACGCCCUUCCAAAACCAAAGUCAGCUCCUAAAAGCCAGUCUGUAGGUGCUUCCACCAACAUCAGACCCUCUACUGCUGUAAGACCUCCAUCGAGACCAGCUGACCCAAAGCCAAACCCUCGGAUGGGAAAAGCUCAAAACGGAAGACCAGUGGCUGUGAAACAGCCCCCGAAGAAGGAUUUAAAAAACUUCAAGAAUGUGGACAGCAAACUGGCCAACUUGAUUCUGAAUGAAAUUGUAGACAGGGGAGCGACCGUGUCCUUUGAAGACAUUGCGGGACAGGAUCUGGCAAAGCAAGCACUUCAAGAAAUUGUCAUUCUUCCUGCCUUAAGACCUGAGCUUUUUACUGGUCUGAGAGCUCCUGCACGUGGCUUGCUUUUAUUUGGCCCCCCUGGGAAUGGGAAAACCAUGCUUGCCAAAGCAGUUGCUGCAGAGUCUAAUGCAACUUUCUUAAACAUCAGCGCUGCCAGUUUGACCUCCAAAUACGUGGGAGAAGGCGAGAAGCUUGUAAGAGCGCUGUUUGCAGUAGCAAGAGAAUUGCAGCCCUCAAUCAUCUUCAUCGAUGAAGUGGACAGCUUGCUUUGUGAAAGGAGGGAGGGGGAGCACGAUGCUUCUCGCCGUUUAAAAACUGAGUUCCUCAUUGAGUUUGAUGGGGUGCAGUCAGGAAACGAUGACCGCGUCCUUGUAAUGGGAGCAACUAACAGACCUCAGGAGCUGGAUGAAGCAGUGUUAAGGCGCUUUGCAAAAAGAGUGUAUGUGACAUUACCUGAUGAGAAGACAAGAUUAACACUGCUGAAAAACCUUUUGGGAAAGCACGGGAGUCCACUGAGCCACAGUGACCUGUCCCAUCUUGCAAAAGCGACUGCAGGAUAUUCAGGAAGCGAUCUGACAGCAUUAGCCAGAGAUGCUGCACUGGGCCCAAUAAGAGAGUUGGGACCGGACCAAGUCCGUAUGAUGCCUGCUACUGAGAUGCGUAACAUCAAGAAGAAAGACUUUGAGGAUUCUCUGAAGCGAAUCAAGCCCACUGUUAGUUCCACAACUCUUCAUAUGUACACCAACUGGAACAAGGAUUUUGGUGAUACGUCAGCUGUUUGAACUUAACAGCUCACUCUUUGAAAGACCUGAAAAUAAAAUUUAGUUUCCUUUGUUUUCCUGCACGGGUCAAUAACACAAAUAAUACCUGGAAUGAACCCUUUAUGGAUUGUUAAAGCAAUAAUGUGUGAAUAUUGUGAAAUUUGGAAGCAUCACGAAUCAUUUUCCUGUUUGACAGAAGGAUUUUUCUAAUACAGUUCUUACUGGGGGGUUUAAAAUUGUAUUUUUACACUCCUAAAACUGUAUUGCUGCUUGAAUUUGUAAUAUUUAUUUUUGAGAACGUCCUGUAGAAUUACAGUCAUACAUCAAUGGUACUGAUUUUUAACACUCUCUGUGCCUAGGUGCAUGUAACAGGAGCAAUAAAUGGGAGAAGAACAGCCUAAGUGGCUUCUUUGUAUUAUAAGUUUGUUUGUAAAGGUUUUCCAUCUGCACAACUAGUCUGUAGAUACAAAUACUUAUAUUUGAAAACAGGAGACUUAAUAAACUGCUGUGUUGAGCCAGCUUGCAGUGGUUUCCCACUUUCCUCCUCCUUCAAUAAAUGCAUUCAUUAUGUUA
Archocentrus centrarchus (flier cichlid) is the source of this 2294-nucleotide messenger RNA. RefSeq names its product spastin. The record is from RefSeq and is a predicted model, not a curated record. The coding region runs from base 312 to 1742 and encodes 476 amino acids. Gene Ontology annotation, molecular function: ATP hydrolysis activity; ATP binding. Lineage: Eukaryota; Metazoa; Chordata; Actinopteri; Cichliformes; Cichlidae. The transcript is spliced from 16 exons. Gene Ontology annotation, cellular component: microtubule cytoskeleton.